GAAGACUGACUCGGUGGCCGACCAAUCGGCGUCUCGGAUGGUCCAAACGAACUCGACGCUGGCAGAUUUGAAUCUCCGGCGGCGCUGGAAGCAGUCAGAAGAAGAAGGCGAGAGGAACCCGAAGGAGAAGGAAGUGAAAAGUAGAUAAAAUGAGCUGGGCUGUAGAAGAGUGGAAAGAAGGCCUUUCCACAAGAGUCCUUCACAAGAUUCAAGAACUUGAAAGUCAUCUGGAGAAGCUUAAAAAAGAGCGACAGCAGAAGCAGUUUCAGCUGGAAUCUCUAGAGGCAGCAUUACAAAAACAAAAACAGAAGGUUGAGCAAGAAAAAAAUGAAGGAGCAACUCUGAAGAGAGAAAACCAGAAUUUAAUGGAACUGUGUGAUAACUUAGAAAACGCAAGACAGAAACUUUGUCAUGAACUUCAGGUGAAAGAAUCACAGGUUAACUUUCAAGAGGGGCAACUCAUUUCAAGCAAGAAAAACAUCGAAAAGCUAGAGCAAGAACUUAAAAGAUACAAAUCUGAAUUGGAAAAAAGUCAGAAGAUCAGUAUUGCUGGAGAUGCAUCUUUCGAUAGCACACCACAGAAGAACUUCAUUGCUCCUCUGACACCAACUUACUAUGAUUCAAAAUUUGAAGAACUGCAAGCAAAAUACAGUAAAGAAGUUGAAGAAAGGAAAAGACUGGAAGCAGAACUGAAGAGCCUGAAGUCUCAGAAAACAAAUGCCAUGUGUCCUGAAAGUAUGAUAAGUCGCAGAGCAAUUGCUCGGCAGCAAGCUUCCUCAUCAGUGUUCUCAUGGCAACAAGAGAAAACACCAAGCCACUUUUCAUCCAGUAGUCAAGAAACUCCUAUAAGAAAUGGGUCAGUGACAUCACACCUUCCUCAGGAACCUGGGGCAACUCCAAGUCACAGAUAUCUGAAAUCAGCAAAGAAAGAGUUCACCAGCUCCAGUGUCCUCAGCAGUUCAAAGGAUUCUCCACUCCUCAACAAGCUGAAAGCCCAGAACCAAGAGUUAAGAUCCAGCAUUCAGGAACUGGAGCAUAAACUGCAAAUUCAAACACAAGAUAUGAAAUUCAGCCUUACUAAACUUCAGGAAACUCAGCUACAACUUGAAAAUCUAAAAUUGGAAUUAGCUGAAAAAGAUAAAGUUCUGAACAAGACCAAAAAUGAAAUGAGCAGAAUUACAGCACAACUUGAUCAAGCUACUGAUCAGUGUGCUGCAAAAGAGGAAAAGGUGAAAAGGCUUUCAGAGGAGCUCAGUUAUCAGCGACAAAAUUUCCAAAUAGCCCAACAUGCUUUACAAGAGAAAAUAAAAGAGAAGGAAAAAGAAUGCCAAAAGGAACACUCUCUUCAUCUUGGACAGGUCAGGUCCAGUCUACAAGGGGAACUGCUUCAAGCCAAAGAUAACUAUAAUCUUCUUAAAGCUGAACUGGAAAAAACCUGCUCAGCAAAGCAGGAACUUCAAAAAAAGGCUAAUGACUUGACAGAGAAAUUGAGUCAAGCAAACCAGACUAUGCAGACAAUAAAACUGGAGGGAAAUGAAUUGAAGAAUAUGUGUGAGGAAGUAAAGAAGCAAAACAGCCUCAUCAGCUGCCAGGCAGCUCAGCAACUACAAGAAAUAUGCCAAUUAAAAGAUGAGCUUUGUGUAACCAAACAGCUUCUACAGCAGAGUCAACAUGUUUCUGAAGACAUGAAAAAUAAAAAUAGCUCUUUGGAAAAUGAGUUAAAAUUGCUUGAAGGGAAACUUAAUAAGCAAGAUAAUUUGGUUAUUUUAGAGAAUAUGAAACUUGCUAUUUCAGACUUGGAAAAUCAACGAGAUUCUCUCCAGCAGCUCUUGAAGCAUAAAGAAAACAUAGUUGAAGAGCUUAGUAUGAAACUGGGAGAACUGGAAACGUUGCAAAAAGCUUGUGCAGAAGGUGAAGGACUUAAAAUAGAGAUUGCGAUUCUUUCUCAAUGGAAAAAAGAAAAUGAACAACUCUUGAUUGAGCUUGGCUUAGAAAAGGAAGGAUUGAAGCACAAAAUUUGCAGCUUGGAAAAUGCUCUGAUGAUUGAACAGGUUAAAAGUAAAGAGAGUCUAAGAGCUCUUGAAAAUGAAAAUGUAAGCAUAAAUCUGGAGAUGAAAAAUCUCAAUCAAAUUGUGGAAGACAAAACAAGAGAGCUACAGGUGCUAAGAAAAGCCAAUGCUGACCUUCAAGAAAAAAAUGCAACAUCUGAAGAAAAACAUAGGAAAGAGAGAGAAAACAACUCACUGAAAUUAGCUGUGUUAGUUAAACAGGUGGCUGACCUACAAGAAGAGCUAGAGUCAUCUAGAAAUGAGGUAUUAGAAAAUAAAAAAUGUAUUGCCUCUCUUGAAGCAUCUCUUGCUUCCUGUGUGCAAUUAGACAUACACUUACAAAAACAAUCAGAAGGACUGUCCCAAGCCAGAGAUGAAAUGCAAAGAAAAUUGAUGGAAGUAGAGCAGAAACAUACAGAUUUUGUACAGGAAAAGGAACAGGAGAUUAGUAGAUUACAAACAACUCUAUUUGACAAGCAGGACUUGCUCACUAAAGUGUUGGCAUCUCUUAAGGAAAGUGAUGAGAAACUCAAAAUGUUGAUAAAAGAAUCAGAUGGCCAACAAGCAGACAUUCAGGAUUUAAAAAUAGAAAAGUUAUUACACGAGGAUUCAGCACAGCAGCUACAAAUUCUGCCUCCAUCAGUAAGCCAAAAGGAACUUGAUUUGUCUAUGCCAUUAUCCUCAAAUAAAAAGGAAAAUGAACAAGUUAAUGUAGAAAAUUCCAUCGUUAAAAGUACUGUCAAUAAUUUAGAACUAAAAAAUCUGGACUUCGUGCAAAGAAACCUAUCUCUUUCUAAUAAUUUGAGGGAAAGGGAGGAAAACCUCUUGGAGCUGUCAGACAGUCAUAGCGAAAAUAAUUUGUUGAUGUCAGAAGCUAAAAAGGAAUUGGAAAGGAAAUGUUUAUCACUGGAAGCAAAGAAUGAGAACUUAGAAUGUGUUUUCAGGGAGGAAGCAUACCAUCUUGAAGUGGAGAAAGCCAAAUUUGAAGUUCAAGAGAAACAACGUACAAGUAAAUGUGAGGAACUGGACUUAAAGCUUAUGUCUUUGGACAAGAAAAAAGAUCCCUUGCUUUUGCAACUUGAAAAAAAUCAGCCAGUGCCAGAAACAGGUGAGAUUUUAAGACAGGAGGGGGCAGCACAAAAUAAAAUGCAAUAUUCUGGCAGUAUGUUGCUGCAAGGGAAAGGGCAACUGGUUGAGGCAAAGAAAAUGAGGAAUGAGCAUGCAACAAAUGACUUGACUUUAGACAAUACUUCCCUGGAACAGCUCAGAUUAGCUAUGGAAGAAAAGGAAGAUGAAUUGCAUAAAUACCAAGUUAAACUUGAGAUGCUUCAAAUGGAUAUUGAGGAUAAAGAAGUUUUUUUAGAAAACUACUUUGUACAAGUAAAGCAAUUGGAGACUGUUUUGAGAACGAUGGAAAUGAAACUGGAAGAAAGUGAAAUAGAAAAAGAGAACUUGAAACAGGAACUGCAAGGUCUUAAACAUUUAGAAAACCAGACUUCAGAAAUGUCAGCGGUAGAUGGGAAUGAUCAGUCAUCAAUGUAUUUCAGUGCUGAUACCAAGGGCAGCAUUUACGAAGAAACAGAUGCCAACUGUUCAUCACUUCCUCACAAUCUGAUGCCUGGCCAAAAUGAUUAUGUCCAGUUAGUAUCUUCCCUACAUAUGACUUUGAACAAGCUAAAUGAAUUGGAGAAAAUGUGUGAACACCUGCAGAUAGAAAAGUUAGAGCUGAAAGACUCACAAUUGGAAUGUAUCGUGAGCACAGAUAUUAUGGCACAAGAACUCAUGGACAAAAGUAACAAGGUAAAAGAAGAGGGACUUCCUUUUUCUAGUGUAUUGAUAGAUAAAAAUAAAAUAACAGCACAACCUGAUGUGGAGCAAAUACAUGUAAUCUCUCUGGGAUGUUGUGAUGGAAUUGACUAUGAAGAUUUCAAACUAUCUAACAAAGAAAUUAAAGCACACUUUGAAAGUGUCAAAGAAAAAAUAUUUUCUUUGAAAAAGCUAUAUGAGGAGCAGAGUUUGAAUAUGUCCUCCAAAAUAUCAGAACUACAGUGUUAUAUUGAAAUGUUGAAAGAAAAGAAUAUUGCACUGUCAACAAGCCUCUACCAAGUUGAUACUGGUUCAUUUGCAGUUCAGAUGACCCCAUGCCCAGUGGAUAUAGUGUAUCAGUCAGAUGAAUUUUUUUGCAUUGAGUUUCCAUAUUGUGGUGAAACUUCCUAUUAUACCAAUAUUACUCUUACGGAGUCCAGUUUUGAUGGUGAUCUGUACAAACCACCAAGUAAAAUAGAUGGACUACAUAAUAACAAACAAGCUAAUCUAGAAGGUAUAGCUGACAGAGAUUGCCAUUCUCUUCCAGAGAUGUACAGUAAUGAUAAAUGGGUCUCUCUUGUGAAACAGGAGCAUCUCAUUACCAAAAGGCCUAGUCUGAAAAAUAAAAUUGAACCCUUGCUGAGUGAGCCUCUUGAGAUGUCUUUCAAGAAGCUUGAAGAAUCAUUUUGGUCUCAUAAAAAUCUGGAAGACAAGGAGAUACAAAAGAUUCAAGAGUUACUCCAUUCUGUAAGAGAGGAGGUAGAUGGUCUCCAAAAGCAAACUGUAUCUGACAACAAACAAUGGCAUCAAAAACUCCAUAAUGUGAUAUUGCAGGUAACAUCUACAUUGACCACUGAGAAGAAACAUAUUGAGAUGUUAUCUCAAGUACAAGAAGAACCACAACCGAAAUUGGAAGACCACAAUUUCAGUUUUCAGCCACUACUUUGCGUUGAAAGCAAACAUCAUUCACAGAUUCCUGCUGAGCAAGCAAAUCAUCCCUUGUGUCAACUGGAAGAGUAUGAUUUCUCUAAUGAGAACUUGGUUCUUGAAAUGGUGAAUAAUAAAGUAACAGCAAGGACAUGUGAAGCAAAUGGAACAGAAAUAAAGAGAUUGGUUUCUGAAUCAGAAAUUAGUGUAAAAUCUACAGAAAAACUACUUUCAGGUGUAGAUUCAGAAACCAGAAAAACAGCAAAUAAAUCUGUUGCUCCCACAAACUGUCCUGAUGUGCUAUCAUUUCCUCCAAAUUACAGCAGGAGUACAGUGCCUAUGACUUUCUUGGAAAACCAUAUGAUUGUGGAUGGGCCUUAUUCCGAAAUAAAGCAGGAUUAUAGUAAAAAUAAGUUUUCCUGUAACUUGGAGGAAAGCAGUAAAAAUGUUGAUUCUCUGCAACUGGAAAUCCAAUGUUUAAAGUCAAAUUUGGAUUUGAAGGACAAAGAAUUGGCUGAAAGGAUAAAUGUUUGUGCGGAGCUGGACAAAACAGUUGCAGUACUCAAACAAGAAAAGAUAGACUUAAGUGAGGCACUGAAAUCAGUUACUUUUGAUAACCAGCAAUUAUCGUAUAAUCUGAUGACUCUUGGGAUAGAACUGAACAAGGCAAAAACUGAUCUGGACAUGUAUAAACGAAGACUCUCUGAUGCAACAGAUGCUCUUCAUGAUUUAGAAAUAACGAAGGCAGACUGGACUGAGAAGUUUCUUGAAACUGAGAAUGAACUGAGAAGGAUAAAAUCAGAGAAAACGAAUGUUGAAAACCAUGCACUAUUCAUGGAGGCUGAUAUUGAAGAGCUUCAGUCAAAGAAUAAGCAGUUAGAAAAGGACAAGGAAAAUGAAUUGAAAACCAUUUUUGGCCUUCAAGAUCAGCUUCGUAUAAUCACAACUGAGAGAAACCAAUUUAUUCAAGAUCUGAGUGCUUUGUCAAAGGAUAAAGAAGAAUUAGAUCAAAAGUGCCAAAAAAUGCAAGAAACUAUAAAAGAACUUGAGUCGAGUCGAGUGGAUUCUGCUGAAUUUAUCAGGAUAUUGGAAACAGAAGCUAAGACCCAGGCAAAAUUGCUUCAGGUUGCCAAGGCUGAUAAUGAUCAGUUAUCAUCACAAAAAGAGGGCCUUAUAUUGCAGUUACAGAAUUUGAAUAAAGUUGCAAGGGAUCUUGUGUUAGAAAAAGAGGAAGCACAAAACCAAGUAGAGUGUCUAAGAGAGGAAAAAGAAGCAAGCCUUCAGGAAUAUGAAACCCUACACAGCAAGUUAAGUAUCUCCAAAAUGGAAAAUGCCAAAAUUUCCAAGUCUUUGGAAGGGUCACUCAUAGAAAAGGGUGAGCUUGCAGAUAGACUGAAUUCUGCCCAGGAAGAGGUGGAUCAGCUGCGACGGGGCAUUGAGAAACUAAAAAUAAAAAUAGAAGCCGAUGAAAAGAACAAACAUUGCCUGGCUGAAAAAUGGAAAGAAACUGAGCGUAAAGCUGACUCUCUUGUAGACAAAAUUGAGAGCCUUGAAAGAGAAUUGCAGAUGUCAGAGGAGAAUUUGGAGGAUGCAAUUCUUCAAGCAGAGGUGGCUAAAGCAGAGACAGAAAUAGCAAAUGCUGAGAUAGAAAAGAUGUGUGUGACCUUGCAAGGUUUAGAAUGUGAAAUGAAUGCCUUAAAAUCAGAAAAAGAGUAUCUAGAGAACAAACUGGAGGAAAAACAAGUCAAACUAUCCAUUUUAGAAAGUUCUCAUAUAGCACUUGUGAAACAGGUAGAAGAAGAAGAGAAGGGAAAAGUGAAAAUGAGAGGUGAAUAUGAAAGGGAACUUUUGCCAAUGGAAUUCCAGUUGAACCAUGUCCAUGAGGAAGUAAAACUGUCUCUCAGAGAGCAAGAGAUUCUUGGGGCAAAUGAGCAGGAUCUGUUUAAUAAAAUAACUUCUCUCAGACAGGAGAAUACACAGUUAGUUCAUCAUCUGGAGGAAGGAAAACAUAAAAAUUCUGAAAUAGAAGAACUUACAGAAGCCCUGAUUCAAGCAUUCCAAGACAUCAUGCAAAAAAUGGAUAAAAAUUCUUCUUUUCUUGAGCAGAUGCCAAAGAGUGGAAGUUUGCAGGAUAUUUCACAGGAUUCACAAGAAUCUUUUAAACUUUCUGAAGAGGAGUUGGAAACCGUAACAUCUGAAAAAAAUGCCUCCCUUGGAAAGGGGGGAAAAUUUAAGAAAGAAUAUGUUGCUUUCCGUCAUAAAUUUCAGCAGUGGUUAGAAAGCUGUAUUGAACUAAAGCAGGAAAAAAAACUCAUGAUGAACCAGAUUCACAAACUUGAGACCCAGCUGAAGAUGGCACAUCUAUGUUGUCAUAAGGAUACUUAUACCAAGGAAAUGGAAUGGUUGGGUGGAUCAUUUGAAGAGAGAGCCAUGGAGACAGAUAAGACCCUGGAGCGGAAAAAACUGAAGGUUUCUGUUGAAGAGACAGCCACAGAGGCAGAUCUGAACCUGGACAAGUUCUGUGCCCUGCUCAUUAAUCACCACAAAUUAGAGGAAGAAAAUGAGAUGUUAAGAACACAAGUCUCUUUAUUGAAUGCUCAACUGAAGCAAAGCAAUAUCACCAGUUCUCCUUGCCAAAGUUCACAAAGCCCAGCAAAGAGUAGUGAUAGGUACCCUAUAGAACAUACAUUAUCUGAAGAGGUUACUGAGAUUACUUCAACGAGCUGCAAGUCCCAAGAAAACAGAAGCAUUAGUGAAGGGGUCACAUCUCCUUUACUGGAGACCAUUACUAAUAAAAGUAAUGCAUUUCAACAUCAUAGUCCUCUGGUGCUCCAAGUCAACACAGAACAUGAAUCUGAUGGCUCCCUGGUAAUGGAGAGAGAAGGAACCGACAGCCCUUGUCUUUCCCAUUCAUCAAAUCAAAGAAAGAGUCCUUGCCUUGUCUAUCAAAGCUUGAGAAUCUCCCAGUUUUCCAGUAACCCAGAUGAGAACAGUGACUUGUCUGAGAACCUUAAAGCACCAGCAGAGGGCAGCAAACUACAAAAGAUAAGCAAUGCUCAGCUGCAAGAUGUACAAGUUCUUGGUUCAUCCCUGGACUUUACUUCCAGAUCUCCACUUUCUGCCUUUAACCAGUCAAUCCAAGCAGAUGCUGAAAGAUUUGAAAGAUCUGCUGAAUGUCUUCAUAGCAUCCCAACCAAAUGGUCCCUAAAUUCAGAAGAAAAUGAACUGAAUGAAGCCUGCCAUGUACAGUGAAUCUGAACUAUUUCAGAAAUAAAACUGUUGAGUAUGAAGGAUAGUUCAGAUACAAAAGGAUAACAACAAAUUCAGUUUGUGACCAUCUUUCAGAGCCAGUUUAGAUAAUAUCCAAUAGAAAAUUUGUGUUUACUGCAUUUAUGGCACCAGGAAGCUUGCUGCUGAUCCAGACUUCCAAGAACAAUCAGCUAUAUGUAUGAUCCUUACCUUUCCGUUACCUGCAGAUGUUUCAUUUUAGCGAAACAUGCAUUUCUAUUGUGUGCAGGGUCAGGGAAUUACAUAUGGGAAGAGAUCCUGAGGCAGCUCCCCAGUAUAUUCAAGCUCUGGCCUUCUGCAACAGUGUCAUCCCAGGUGCACAUCAUGCACUGAUACUAGGGUGCUUCCAGAUGGAAAGCUACCAGUCAAAAUUGUGUGUAUCCUGCUUUUCCCACCUUGACUUUUUUCUUGACUUUUUUUUAUAUGAAAGACGGGAAAAUACCUCUAGUUACCCCUGUAACCUGGGAUACAGAUGAAUUGGGCAAACUAUGGUCUGGGUGUCAUGCAUUCAGCCCACAAUGCCCAACAAUUUUCCCAUCACUGUCCUAGAACAAAUGGGGAGAAUUUUUUAUCUGGAAAUGGCCAGUAACAGCCUCAAGCCUUUGAGAGCACUGUUGAUCAUUUUGCCAUGUUUUCAUUUUCAUUUUUGCUCCCCUCCUUUUUUUUAGGGCCUGUAUAAUUCUUUAUUCAAAACUUCCUAUGAUUUCCAGCUAUUUCCUGUUUUGUUUUGUUUCUAAAGGUUAUAUAGACCUAAGAAAAGUUAUCAGAAUGCUAAAAACUUUGCAAAAUAGCCUGCAACAUCCCCCGAGGUUGAAUUAUUGGCCAUUUUGGAGUGUGUGUGGGGGAAUCCCACAUGGUGACAAUAGUGUUUCAGAAAUCCCCCAGAAGAGCAAUACAGUCCCACUCCUACAUCUGGCAGUUGCUCACAUCUAGGGAAAGUGGUUGCAGGAUAAAAGUUUCUUCUGGGCAUAUCCCAGAAAGUAAAUGCGUUUGAGUUUGUUCUGGCCCUGGAAGAAAGAGUUGUUUGCAUUGGAUUUCCCUCAAAAGAAAUCCUUGGUCUAUACUGCAGCCUUCUCAUCUAUUUCCUACUGUGUUGUCUUUCUUGCAGUAGGGGAGUGGCAACUUCCAUUGAAAGACAUUAGCACUCCUUCCUCAGAAAUCUUUAGCUUUAGUACCAUUUGAAAGUUACAGGGUUCACACAGCACUAAACUUUGGUCUGACACUUUGCAGAAAGGAGCCCACACAAAGCUGGGAGAUCACUUGCUCCUUCCGCUCAGGGUAGGGAGAAUUUUGUUUUUUAAGCUCAUAAUAUUCUGUUUUGCUUUGCUGAAUUUAUGUUUCCCUGACAUUCAAACUUGGAACCAUAGCUCCUGAAAAACCCAAUUCAUCUGCUAAACCAGGCCAAAUACUGUACAAAUGGGGGUUUAUUUUAAACCGCAGCUCCUGGCUGGCACAUAACCACAAGUGAGGAACCAGCUAAAGUGAAAUGGAUGUCUGAUUUAUUCCAUGUUAGUUGGAAGCAAAUGAAGGGGGUGGGGAAGAGACCAUUGAAAUGUGUGGCACUGUGUGGAGUUGCUUCCUCCAUGUACAUAGUACUAGGUUUAGCAUUAGAUGGAAACACUGACUGUCCUUUUUCUCCCAAUAAUUUGGUUAGUGGGGCAUGUCCUUCCCCCUACACUUGUGUUGGUGAACCCAUGGCAUGCAUACCAUCUGUGGUACACAAAGCCAUCAGAGAGGCUGCCAAACGGUUGCCACUAAAAGGAGAAGUGGGGAGGUGUGUGCAUGUGCUGGCCUGUCUCCUUGCUGUGGCCCGGUUCUCCCAUAGAAAAUUGAGCUAUGACGAGGGGUAGUGCACAGCCCUUCUGGGUGGAAGUCCCGCUGCUUCUGACUGGAAGCUUGCUACCCUUCCAGCUGGAAGUUCUGCUUCCCUGGGCACAAUCCCCUGGGGGAUGCCAUUACCUUCCUUCUCCUCCCAGACUUGGGUGGGGGGAGUUUUGUGUGCUUUCAAGUUGUUUCAAGCAGCCCUAAAGCAACCCUAUCAAGGGGUU
Molecule: messenger RNA, 10117 nt
Organism: Sceloporus undulatus (fence lizard)
Lineage: Eukaryota; Metazoa; Chordata; Lepidosauria; Squamata; Phrynosomatidae
Gene: CENPF
Product: centromere protein F
Biological process (GO): regulation of G2/M transition of mitotic cell cycle; metaphase chromosome alignment; mitotic cell cycle
Cellular component (GO): spindle pole; chromosome, centromeric region; nucleus
Molecular function (GO): microtubule binding; transcription factor binding; dynein complex binding
Source: RefSeq, a predicted model, not a curated record